Messenger RNA from Phaeoacremonium minimum UCRPA7, 666 nucleotides. RefSeq names its product putative ankyrin repeat domain-containing protein 29 protein. The transcript has 2 exons. The record is from RefSeq and is a predicted model, not a curated record. The coding region runs from base 1 to 666 and encodes 221 amino acids. NCBI's taxonomy places the organism in Eukaryota, Fungi, Ascomycota, Sordariomycetes, Togniniales, Togniniaceae.
AUGCGCACAAAGACAUCGCAUCUCAGCCGCCUCGCGCUGGACGACGGCCGAUCCUCCGCGAUCUUCAAGGCGCCAUCGGACCACUAUCUCGUCGUCAAUCGGCUGCCGCCAGCCGCUCCUGCAGCAGCAGAAGCAGCAUCGGAUCAAGACGCCGUCGCACAGCGCCGUCGGGGGCCGAGCAGGGCGGGCAGUAACAGCUCAUUGGCGCCGCCGCUGCACUGGCACCGCGCGCAGCAGGAGGUGUUCCACGUGGUGGAAGGCUCCGCCCGAUUCACGAUUGGGGGCGAAGAGCAGGUCGCCAGCAAGGGCGAUGUGGUAGUGAUUCCGACGGGCGCAUUUCACACGUUCUGCAAUGCAAGCGAGCAGGCUGAGCUGGUCGUCGAGUUCUUCCUCGACCCGGCAAACAGAGAACGGGAUGAGGCUUACUUCAGAAAUGUCUGGAACUACCGUGACGACUGCAGAAGAGCCGGCAUCAAGAGGAGCAUCUUCCAAGCCCUUCUUUUCAUGCAUCGCGGAGGCGUCGUAAUGGCGCUUCCUGGUCCGUUGCCCAUCGCGAAGCGUCUAGGCGUUCUGUACAAUAUCAUCGGCGGGCUCAUUAUUGGCAAGUACAUUCUGGGCUACUCAGACACCUACAUUGAGUACUACGACCCGCAUGCGCAGGAGUGA